CCCAUUUUACUCUCAGCUCACUUUCAGCACUUCUAUCUCUCUAUCAACACAAAAUAAUGGCUGCCCUGCAUCAGGAAGUAGAGUACCUUGAUGUCCUCACUAAAACCGGUGAAAAAACCGGCAUCUCAAAACCAAGAAGGGAUGUACACAGAGAUGGGGAUUAUCAUCGGGCUGUUAACGUGUGGAUAUAUGCUGAAAGCACACAAGAGCUACUUCUGCAAUGCCGUGCUGACUGCAAGGACUCUUGGCCUGGUCGGUGGGAUGCAUCGAGUGCUGGUCAUAUAUCUGCUGGGGAUUCAUCUCUGGUUUCAGCUGCGAGGGAGCUUCAAGAAGAACUCGGUAUAACACUUCCGAAAGAUGCAUUUGAAUUGAUAUUCUUCUUUCUUCAAGAAUGUGUUAUCAAUGAUGGAACAUUCAUCAACAAUGAAUACAACGAUGUAUAUCUGGUUACCAUAAUAGAUCCAAUUCCUCUAGAUGCCUUUACCUUACAGGAAUCAGAAGUUUCAGCUGUUAAAUAUAUCCCUUACCACGAGUACAGAAGUUUACUUGCUAAAGAAGAUCCUAAUUAUGUGCCUUAUGACAUGAAUAGUGUAUAUGGUCAGCUCUUUAAGAUAAUUGAGAAAAGGUACAAAGAAAAUGUUGAAUCACGGAGUUUGGCCCUACAAAAGCAGCUUAGUCGUUAUGCUCAUGUUUCCCUAAGUGCUGAGAUUACUGGGCUAAAUGAUGCAGAUAAAAAAGCUCUAGCCCUUAUUAUCAAAGCUGCAAAGAUUAUGGACAGGAUUUUUUACUUGCAGGUCUGGUAUAGCAACCCAUCUUUGAGAGAUUGGUUAAGGGAGCAUGCUGGUAAAUCGCAGUUGGACAAGUUAAAAUGGAGUUAUUAUCAGAUUAAUAAAAGUCCAUGGUCCUGUCUGGAUGAAAACGAGGCAUUUUUGACAACUGCAGACUCAGCUGUAAAGCUCCUUCCCGAGGCUACAAAGCCCGUGACAGGGUGGAAGGGUCUUCAGUAUAGAACAGCAUUUCCCAUUAUAAAGCCACCUGGUGCCAAUUUUUACCCACCAGAUAUGGACAAAAUGGAAUUUUCGUUGUGGAGAGACGGUCUCCCAGAGGAUCAAAAGAAGGAAGCGAUGGGAUUCUUUAAUGUAAUCAAAAGGCAUAGUGAAUCUGAACUGGAUAUACCAAUAUCUCAAAAUACAUCGACCCCAAAUUCUUCCCAUGACCUAUAUAUUGUCCCGUACUGUCAAGAGUACAACUCGCUCCUUUCUGAAGCUGCGAAGUUACUACAUGAAGCCGGAGACCUUACGAGCUCACUUAGUUUGAGAAGAUUUCUACACAGCAAGGCGGAUGCCUUCCUUUCCAAUGAUUACUACGACUCAGAUAUUGCGUGGAUGGAGUUGGACUCUAAGUUGGACGUAACUAUUGGCCCGUAUGAAACUUACGAAGAUGCACUUUUUGGAUACAAGGCUACCUUUGAGGCCUUUAUUGGAAUCCGGGAUGACGAAGCAACAGCUCAACUCAAGCUCUUUGGUGAUCAUUUGCAGGUUUUGGAAAAGAACCUACCAAUGGACAAUGUUUAUAAGUCAGAAGAUGUGGCAGCUGCUCCUAUUCGGGUCAUCCGGGUUCUUUAUAAUUCCGGGGAUGUGAAGGGCCCUCAAACAGUUGCGUUUAAUCUUCCAAACGAUGAGUCUAUAGUGAAAGAUCGAGGAACAUCAAUGGUCAUGCUUAAGAACGUUUCGGAAGCAAAGUUCAAGCUCAUUCUUCAGCCUAUAGCUGAUGCAUGUAUUGCCAAGGAACUUCGGGAGUUUGUGGAUUUUGAAUCUUUCUUUACGCACACAAUAUGCCACGAGUGCUGCCAUGGCAUUGGGCCUCACACCAUCACACUUCCAAAUGGGAAGAAAUCAACAGUUAGAUUGGAGCUGCAAGAGCUCCACUCAGCACUAGAAGAAGCUAAAGCCGACAUUGUUGGACUGUGGGCCCUAAAGUUUCUAAUUGGCGAGGGUUUGCUUCCGAAGAGCCUAGUGAGAUCAAUGUAUGUCUCUUUUCUUGCUGGAUGUUUUCGCUCUGUGCGGUUUGGAUUAGAGGAAGCUCAUGGAAAAGGACAGGCGCUGCAGUUCAAUUAUAUGUUCGAGAAAGGUGCAUUUGUCUUACAACCUGAUGAGACUUUCUCCAUUAACUUCGAUAAGGUCGAGGAUGUUGUCGAGAGCUUGAGUAGGGAAAUCCUUACAGUACAAGCGAGAGGCGAUAAAGAUGGCGCCAGAAUGCUUCUUAAGAAAUAUGGCGUUAUGACUCCACCACUGCAAUGUGCACUCCAAAAACUGGAAACCAUUCAGGUUCCGGUGGACAUAGUUCCUGAAUUUCCCAUUGCUGAUCAAAUUUUACGCGAAAGCCAUUGAAAAGACUUGACAUUAGAAACUGUUCUUGAAGGAGCACAGGCAGAGAGAAAGUGAGAGAACCUUAACUUUUUUUUUUUUUUUUUUUUGUGGGAUAUGUGUUUAGAACUGAAAACAAAAUUUGAGAAUAAAGUGAAAUGGUAACAACUUUUGCUUCCACCAUAUGCUGCAAGUGAUUCCAUCGACUUCUUGUGGGAGCUGUCUAUUGACCUUCUCGGUUUGAAUCGGUCAGUUAGGAACAACAUAGGCUGGUUUACCUCUUUGUAGUUCUUUAUUGGCUAGAGUCACAAGACGAGUUUCAAUCAGAGCACACAUUUGAGUAUCGGUUGCAGGCUUUUACAGAAAUCAAAGUGAUUCAAAGUUAUUGUGAACAGAUUGAUUUAUAUAAUGUGAAGAGAACAAUAGAACA
Molecule: messenger RNA, 2796 nt
Organism: Ipomoea triloba (trilobed morning glory)
Lineage: Eukaryota; Viridiplantae; Streptophyta; Magnoliopsida; Solanales; Convolvulaceae
Product: nudix hydrolase 3-like
Exons: 21
Coding region: 57-2390 (777 amino acids)
Cellular component (GO): cytoplasm
Molecular function (GO): dipeptidyl-peptidase activity
Source: RefSeq, a predicted model, not a curated record